AUGCUGCAGCUGAGCCUGUCCUGGCUGGGCCUGGGGCCGGUGGCAGCCUCCCCGUGGCUGCUCCUGCUGCUGGUUGGAGCCUCCUGGCUCCUGGCUCGUGUCCUGUCCUGGACCUACACCUUCUAUGACAACUGUCACCACCUCCGAUGUUUCCCACAGCCCCCAAAACAGGACUGGUUUUGGGGUCAUCCAGGCCUGAUCACCCCCACAGAGCAGGGCUUGAGGAACCUGACUCAGCUGGUGUCCACCUACCCCCAGGGACUUGUGCACUGGUUGAGCCCCAUCUCGCCCUUCAUCACGUUGUACCACCCGAACGUCAUCCGGUCUGUCCUGAAUGCCUCAGCUGCUGUUGCACCCAAGGAUAUGACUGUCUACGGCUUCCUGAAACCCUGGCUGGGAGAUGGGCUGCUGCUGAGUGCAGGUGACAAGUGGAGCCGCCACCGCCGCCUGCUCACACCCGCCUUCCACUUCGACAUCCUGAAGCCCUAUGUGAAGAUUUUCAACCACAGUGUGAAUGUCAUGCACGCCAAGUGGCAGCGCCUGACCUCAGAGGGCAUCACCCGUCUGGACAUGUUUGAGCACGUCAGCCUCAUGACCUUGGACAGUCUGCAGAAAUGUGUCUUCAGCUUUGACAGCAACUGUCAAGAGAAGUCCAGCGAGUAUAUUGCUGCCAUCUUAGAGCUGAGUGCCCUAGUUUCAAAAAGGAUCCAGCAGCCCCUCCUGCACGUGGACCUCCUGUACUGUCUCACCUCCGAUGCCCAGCGCUUCUUCAGGGCCUGCCGCCUGGUGCAUGACUUCACAGAUACUGUCAUCCGGGAGCGGCGCUGUGCCCUCUCUGAUCGGGGUGUGGAUGACUUCCUGGAGGCCAAAGGCAAGGCCAAGGCUAAGACGCUGGACUUCAUUGAUGUGCUCCUGCUGAGCAAGGAUGAAGAUGGGAAGGAGUUGUCAGAUGAGGACAUAAGAGCGGAGGCUGACACCUUCAUGUUUGAGGGUCAUGACACCACGGCCAGUGGUAUCUCCUGGAUCCUGUACAACCUCGCGAGGCACCCAGAAUACCAGGAGCGCUGCCGGCAGGAGGUGCGAGAGCUCCUGAGGGACCGUGAGCCUAAAGAGAUUGAAUGGGAUGACCUGGCCCAGCUGCCCUUCCUGACCAUGUGCAUCAAGGAGAGUCUGCGCCUGCAUCCCCCUGUUCCAGGCUUCUCCCGGUGCUGUACCCGAGACGUUGUGCUUCCAGAUGGCCGGAUCAUCCCCAAAGGUGUUUCCUGCACCAUCAGUGUUUUCGGGACCCAUCACAACCCAGCUGUGUGGCCAGACCCUGAGGUUUAUGACCCCUUCCGCUUCGACCCUGAAAACAUCAAGGGGAGGUCACCUCUGGCUUUUAUUCCCUUCUCAGCAGGGCACAGAAACUGCAUUGGACAGAUGUUCGCCAUGAACGAGAUGAAGGUGGCCCUGGCACUCACGCUGCUGCACUUCCGCAUCCUGCCAGAUGACACAGAGCCUCACAGGAAACCGCAGCUGAUCCUGCGUGCGGAGGGCGGACUCUGGCUGAGGGUCGAGCCGCUGAGUGUGAGCCUGAAGUGA
Molecule: messenger RNA, 1581 nt
Organism: Cynocephalus volans (Philippine flying lemur)
Lineage: Eukaryota; Metazoa; Chordata; Mammalia; Dermoptera; Cynocephalidae
Product: cytochrome P450 4F2-like
Exons: 12
Coding region: 1-1581 (526 amino acids)
Biological process (GO): leukotriene B4 catabolic process; arachidonate metabolic process
Molecular function (GO): arachidonate monooxygenase activity; leukotriene-B4 20-monooxygenase activity; heme binding
Source: RefSeq, a predicted model, not a curated record